CCCUCCCCGCCUUUUCCGCCCUCCCGUCCCCCUCCCUCGGCCCGCUGCUUCUGCUCCAGAUGAGGUGAUGGCAACGGCCAACUUCGGCAAGAUCCAGAUCGGGAUUUACGUGGAGAUCAAGCGGAGCGAUGGCCGAAUACAUCAAGCAAUGGUAACAUCUUUAAAUGAAGAUAAUGAAAGUGUAACUGUUGAAUGGAUAGAAAAUGGAGAUACAAAAGGCAAAGAGAUUGACCUGGAAAGCAUCUUUUCACUUAACCCUGACCUCGUACCUGAUGAAGAAAUUGAACCCAGUCCAGAAGUGGCUCCACCUCCAACAUCUUCAUCCAAAGUAAACAAAAUUGUAAAGAAUCGACGGACUGUGGCUUCUAUUAAAAAUGACCCUCCCCCAAGAGAUAACAGAGUGGUUGGUUCUGCACGUGCACGGCCUAGUCAGCUUCCUGAACAGUCUUCUUCUGCACAACAGAAUGGUAGUGUUUCAGAUAUAUCUCCAGUUCAAGCUGCAAAAAAGGAAUUUGGACCCCCUUCACGUAGAAAAUCUAAUUGUGUGAAAGAAGUAGAAAAAUUACAAGAAAAACGAGAAAAAAGGAGACUGCAACAGCAAGAACUUAGAGAAAAAAGAGCCCAGGAUGUUGAUGCUACAAAUCCGAAUUAUGAAAUUAUGUGUAUGAUCAGAGACUUUAGAGGAAGUUUGGAUUAUAGACCAUUAACAACAGCAGAUCCUAUUGAUGAACAUAGGAUAUGUGUUUGUGUGAGAAAACGACCACUCAAUAAAAAAGAAACUCAAAUGAAAGAUCUUGAUGUAAUCACAAUCCCUAGUAAAGAUGUUGUGAUGGUACAUGAACCAAAACAAAAAGUAGAUUUAACAAGGUACCUAGAAAACCAAACAUUUCGUUUUGAUUAUGCCUUUGAUGACUCAGCUCCUAAUGAAAUGGUUUACAGGUUUACUGCUAGACCGCUAGUGGAAACUAUAUUUGAAAGGGGGAUGGCUACAUGCUUUGCUUAUGGGCAGACUGGAAGUGGAAAAACUCAUACCAUGGGUGGUGACUUUUCAGGAAAGAAUCAAGAUUGUUCUAAAGGAAUUUAUGCAUUAGCAGCUCGAGAUGUCUUUUUAAUGCUAAAGAAACCAAACUAUAAGAAGCUAGAACUUCAAGUAUAUGCAACCUUUUUUGAAAUUUAUAGUGGAAAGGUGUUUGACCUGCUAAAUAGGAAAACAAAAUUGAGAGUUCUAGAAGAUGGAAAACAGCAAGUUCAAGUGGUGGGAUUACAGGAACGUGAGGUCAAGUGUGUUGAAGAUGUACUGAAACUCAUUGACAUAGGCAACAGCUGCAGAACAUCUGGUCAAACAUCUGCAAAUGCACAUUCAUCUCGGAGCCAUGCGGUGUUUCAGAUUAUUCUUAGAAGGAAAGGAAAACUACAUGGCAAAUUUUCUCUCAUUGAUUUGGCUGGAAAUGAAAGAGGAGCUGAUACUUCCAGUGCAGACAGGCAAACGAGGCUUGAAGGUGCUGAAAUUAAUAAAAGCCUUUUAGCACUCAAGGAGUGCAUCAGAGCCUUAGGUAGAAAUAAACCUCAUACUCCCUUCCGAGCAAGUAAACUCACUCAGGUGUUAAGAGAUUCAUUCAUAGGUGAAAAUUCUCGUACCUGCAUGAUUGCCACAAUCUCUCCAGGAAUGGCAUCCUGUGAAAAUACUCUCAAUACAUUAAGAUAUGCAAAUAGAGUAAAGGAGUUUGGAAUUAGUCCAUCAGACAUUCCCUUCUCACAGGGUAGUGGCAGUCGUCCCGAUCUCUCUCCUUCUUAUGAGUAUGACGACUUUUCUCCUUCGAUUACCAGGGUGAAAGAAUUGACUGUAGAUCCAACUGCUGCUGGUGAUGUACGUCCAAUAAUACACCAUCCACCAAACCAGAUUGAUGAUUUAGAGACACAGUGGGGUGUGGGGAGUUCCCCUCAAAGAGAUGAUCUAAAACUUCUUUGUGAACAAAACGAAGAAGAGGUUUCUCCACAGUUGUUUACUUUCCACGAAGCUGUUUCACAAAUGGUAGAAAUGGAAGAACAAGUUGUGGAAGAUCACAGAGCAGUGUUCCAGGAAUCUAUUCGGUGGUUAGAAGACGAAAAGGCUCUUCUAGAGAUGACUGAAGAAGUAGAUUAUGAUGUAGAUUCAUAUGCUACACAACUUGAAGCAAUUCUUGAGCAAAAAAUAGACAUUUUAACUGAGCUGCGGGAUAAAGUGAAAUCUUUUCGUGCUGCCCUACAAGAAGAAGAACAAGCCAGCAAGCAAAUCAACCCGAAGAGACCCCGUGCCCUUUAAAUUGGCAUUUGCUGCUAAAGGACCCCCAGCACCCUUACUACUGUAACGUACAAUGGUUUAGCUGUAAGGGCCAUUUGAAAGUUUAAGAGUUUAAGUGUCUGUGGAAAAUGUCUUGUCCUUCACCUGAAUGACAUUUCAAUUUUGUGAAACACCUCUGUCUCCAAAACGCUUCUAGUCCAGGAGGCACAACCAAGAAUUGGGAUUAGUGAAGCAUUAUGUUUCAUUUACCCAAAUAGUGAUUUACUUUCGGAGAUCCUUGCCAAUUUUAUUUUCUAUAUGAUGAAGUAAAUUGUGGACUUGAUCCAGAGGUGGAUAGUAGGGGGAAGCCACAGCAUUUCCUUUUAACUCAGUUCAGUUUUCGUUGCAAGACUGAGCAGUUUUCAAUCCUUUGCGUGCAUGCAUACCUCAUCAGUGAUUGUACAUAUUUGGCCCACUUCUAGAGACAGCUGUGCUCACCUCUUCCUGCUUUUGUGCCUUGACUAAGGCUAUUGACCCUAAAUUUCUGAAGCACAGCCAAGAUAAAUUACAUUCCUUACUCGUCAUUGUAAAUUACCUUUAUUGUGUGUACAUUUUUACUGUAUUUGAGACAUUUUUGUGUGUGACUAGUUAAUUUUGCAGGAUGUGCCAUAUCAUUGAACGGAACUAAAGUCUGUGACAGUGGACAUAGCUGCUGGACCAUUCCAUCUUAUAUGUAAAGAAAUCUGGAAUUAUGAUUUAAAACCAUAUAACAUGUGAUUUUAAUUUUCUUAGCAUUUUUCUUUGUAAAGAACUAAAAUAUAAACUAGUUGGUGUAUAAUAAAAAGUAAUAAAAUUCUGAGAAGAGUUUUAUCUUAGGAGAAUACAUAUAUAUGCAGUGUGUGUGCCAGUGUGGUAUUAACAAGACUAAUAGUGCAAUUUGAUCCUUACCAAUACCAUUACUUAAGUUGAAAUGUCCAUUAGCUCCCCAGAACAUACCUUUUUAAUGUACUGUUAAAAGAAAUUGGCUUCUGAUGCAUGAACAUUUACAUGUACAUUGAAAGUAGCCCAUAAUAGAAGUUAGCUUAAGCCAAGUGUAGACAGUACUAAACUCCUUUGAGAAAGAAUUAAGCUGAAAAAAAUAAUUGACUUUGCCUAAAAAGGUAGAUCUACUCCAAGCUCCACCUUGUACCUGAUAUGUGAUGUUUUACAACUAUUUGGUGAGAAUUACCAAAUUCUCACCAAUAGAUUGGUGUAGGGUAUGCUACUUUUUAAAUGGCAGCAUUUAUUUUUACAGAUUGCUACUCCAAACAAGGAAACUGGCCACUUUUCCUGUAAAUAUUUUGUUAAAAGAUUUCUAUAUCUCUCUAGUUUUCCCUUGGUUUCCAGGAUAGAGUCCAGGAAUAGAUUGACCAUGAAAAAUCUCCCAGAGGUGUCUCAUUUUGGUUUACCUUAGGAAACUACAAGCUCAUCCAUAUGGGCCAAAGGGGAGCUAUGACAGUCACCUGAGCCAGAGUCUCCAUGUUACUGCUCAUAAAACCCAGAGCACUUGUGGGAAAUCCUAAUACCAAGUUGGAAAGCUCUGUAAACAUUUUUCACAAUAUACUUAUUAAUAAAAUGAGGGAAUGAGUUUGAGAGUUUACUUCACUACAGUCACCAUUGUUUUGGAAGGGACUCAGGUUUUCUUUCCGUUUUAAGGUACAUUCUAUUUCUGAGAAGAGGAGGAAUGGAGAACUGUUACUGUUGAUUUUGUAGAGAGGCUGUUUAAAAGGAUGGGUUUUGAGAAUGACCAGUCUUCCAAGGGCAACACAGGCAUGAGAACUUGCUCACUGUAAAGCACAGCAGAUAGCGCUUUAGUAUUUGCACUGAUGGCUACUGUCUUUGUUACACUCAAAUGUGCUGCCUUAUACUGUGACAACUUCCUUCUCAUCAGCAGUCAAGGUAUUUAAAAGCCCAGUACCUGCAAAGAUUGGAGGUACUGCAGUCCACUCCCUCAGCUUUACAGACAGGAGAGUAAAGGCCAGAAAAGGGAGUAAAUUCAGCAUUUCAUAGGGGAAAGACAAAUAACCUCAGAAAGUAGAGUUAAAUUUUAACAUUUUUAUCUAAGUAUAGAGAUGGUACAAAUGAAUGUUGGAGAAG
Messenger RNA from Lepus europaeus (European hare), 4396 nucleotides. It is a transcript of the gene KIF2A, whose product is annotated as kinesin family member 2A. Gene Ontology annotation, molecular function: microtubule motor activity; microtubule binding; ATP binding. The record is from RefSeq and is a predicted model, not a curated record. Gene Ontology annotation, biological process: microtubule-based movement. The coding region runs from base 68 to 2302 and encodes 744 amino acids. The transcript has 21 exons. NCBI's taxonomy places the organism in Eukaryota, Metazoa, Chordata, Mammalia, Lagomorpha, Leporidae.